CUCUUCCCAAUAUGCAUGGCCUCGGUACGUCUGCGAGGCCCCCUUGCCACUUGCACCCCACACCCACCACUCCUCCGCCCACGACUGGGCCUCCCCUCAUAGCGCAUACAUCCACGUCGCGUGCUUGUAGGGACGUGCAAUGUCUGAUCUCCAGCCUAGCCAUCUUCCCCCUGCCCCCGAGGACGCCUCACACGCUCAAGCCGUGCGAUCGAGCGCCGACGACCACAUUGAUGUCGGUCAGAGCCUUGCCGAUGAACAGAUCGACCAGGGACCGAGUGCCGAUGAACAGAGCGAGGAGAAAUCCAGCUAUGAAUGGAGAUAUGAGAAUGGCCGCUGUAAGCGGAUAUUCAUACCCUGGUGGAACGCCCAUUGUCAAGGCACCCUGCCGCUGGCCCUCUCCGCUCGCAUCCCGCUCGAGGUCUUCGAGUUCGUUAUCAACGAGAUGGAUCCUCCCACGUUUAUCGCCGCGGCGCUGGUCUGCACGGCAUGGUACCCUCGCGCGAUGCACAACCUCUACUACGCCAUCGAGAUACGCAGCCGCGCAAGCUACAACAUGCUGUUCAAGCAGUGCCACGCGUCACCACGCGUCAAGCAGUGGCUCGCGAGCACAUGCGAGCUGACGGUAGAUGAGCAGUGGUCCUUAUAUAGCUCCAGGCUCAAGGACAACCUUAAGGGCCAGGACAAGGGUGAAGACGAGGACGGGAGCGUGAUGUCCCCGCAGCGUAGAAAGGAAAUCUACGGUGAUAAUCACUUCUUACCAGCACUACCGUCUGCGCUCGCUGGUCUGAUGCCUCGUGUACGCGUCCUUCACAUCCGCGAUGCAAGACUUUGUUUCAUCCGCAUGGACUUCUUCUUCGCCCUGUCGAGGUUCCGGUCUGUCAAGUUGUUGACGCUCUACCAAUUGGAAGUGGACAACAUCAUGCAGCUGCGGCGGAUUGUAUCUGCCUUCCCCCAGCUUACAGACCUCACGCUGUCGGUGAUUGAGGUUGCUCCGCGAGGUGCUGCCAGUUACGCGGGAGCCUCACUAUUUCGGCCACCAUCUCACAUGCGUCUUCGAUACCUUAACGUCGAGGUGAAUGAUGAACGCAUGGGGAUGUUCCUUGACUGGAUGUCGCGCUCAGACCUCUGCACCUCACUUGCGAAUCUGAGGAUCUGGUCAGAAAGUUCCUCCGUGACACCGACACCCUUUAACCAGCUCCUCGAAAUGGCGGGGGCAUCAUUGACCCGUUUCUGCGAGAGGAGGCCCCCCUUUGGACAUCAUACCCGUAAGACCGCCAUUGUCUUCAAGCAUACAGACUUCACUACUGAUGCACAUGCACAAUGUAGGGUCUCACGCAAAUCUCUUGCAAAACACCGCCUUGCAAUCCUUGAACUUCGCGCUGCGACGUGACAUACACACGGGCAAUUACCAGGGGCCUCACGCGGCGUGGACCAAAGCAACGGACGAGUUACACGGCAUAUUCUCCACCGUCCGAAGCCGUCAGCUCGAGCACAUCGAGGUUCACGUUCAACAAGAUUACGUCGACCAGAGCAUUUUCGAGUCUGACUCGGAGGAGCCAAGCGCUGUCCUCGAGAAGCUUGACCUGCGGGACCUGCACGAGGUCAUCAGCCAGCCAUACUUCGACGCAUUGAAGGAUGUCAGGGUGGAGAUGGAAUUGUUUUCUCG
Molecule: messenger RNA, 1666 nt
Organism: Fomitopsis serialis
Lineage: Eukaryota; Fungi; Basidiomycota; Agaricomycetes; Polyporales; Fomitopsidaceae
Exons: 2
Coding region: 140-1390 (416 amino acids)
Source: RefSeq, a predicted model, not a curated record